Messenger RNA from Xiphias gladius (swordfish), 6570 nucleotides. RefSeq names its product PTPRF interacting protein alpha 3 (gene ppfia3). Gene Ontology annotation, cellular component: presynaptic active zone. The record is from RefSeq and is a predicted model, not a curated record. NCBI's taxonomy places the organism in Eukaryota, Metazoa, Chordata, Actinopteri, Istiophoriformes, Xiphiidae. Gene Ontology annotation, biological process: synapse organization. Gene Ontology annotation, molecular function: protein binding.
AUGAUGUGCGAGGUGAUGCCCACCAUCUCGGAGGACGGGCGCGGCGGGGGAGGAGGCGGCUCGUCUUCCCCGGCUGGGGGCGGAGGAGGCAUGGGCGGGGGGAUGGGAGGCAUGGGGGGCUACGUUAGCCGGGAUCCCCGCGGCGGCGGCGGCGGGGGAAGCGAUGAAGGGGGAAGCACGGGCAACCUGGAGUCGCUGAUGGUGAACAUGCUGACGGAGAGGGAGAGGCUGCUGGAGAGCCUGAGGGAGACCCAGGAGAGUCUGGGGACGGCCCACCUACGGCUGCGGGAGCUGGGCCACGAGAAGGAGUCGCUCCAGAGGCAGCUGUCCAUCGCCCUGCCGCAGGAGUUUGCAGUGCUGACCAAAGAGCUGAACCUCUGCCGGGAACAGCUGCUGGAGAGAGAGGAGGAGAUAGCAGAGCUGAAGGCAGAGAGGAACAACACUCGACUGCUGCUUGAACAUCUGGAGUGCCUGGUGUCACGACACGAGCGCAGCCUGAGGAUGACCGUGGUGAAGAGGAAGGCCCAGUCCCCAGCCGGCGUCUCCAGCGAGGUGGAGGUCCUAAAAGCCCUCAAGUCCUUGUUCGAGCACCACAAAGCUCUGGACGAGAAGGUGCGGGAAAGACUACGGGUGGCUUUGGAGCGAGUGGGGGUCCUGGAAGAAGAGCUGCAGUCCUCCUCUCAAGAGGUUGUGUCUUUAAGGGAACAAAUCAAGCGACGGCAGCAGGGACUAGACAACGGCAAAGAGCGGCUUCCCAACGGACCUUCCUCCAUCUUGGAUGACGGAGAAAUCGACAGGCAGAGAGAGGGCGAGAUAGAGCGACAGAGGUCAGAGCUGGGACAGCUGAAGGAGAGACUGGCCCUCAUGUGCAGACAGGUCGGGGAGAUCGAGGAGCAGCUGACGUCGGCCAGGAGGGAGCUGGCCCGGUCGGAGGAGACCAACCAGAAACUACAGCGGGACGUGAAAGAGGCACUCUGCCAAAGGGAAGACAUGGAGGAGAGAAUCACCACAUUAGAACGCAGGUACCUGAGCGCCCAGAGGGAGGCAACGUCUCUUCACGACAUAAAAGAUAAACUGGAGAACGAGUUGGCCAGCAAGGAGUCUCUCUACAGACAGAGCGAGGAGAAGAACCGGCAGCUUCAGGAGCGUCUGGACGAUGCCAAACAAAAGCUGCAGCAAACCCUGCAGAGGGCCGAGACGCUGCCUGAGAUCGAGGCCCAGCUCGCCCAGAGAGUGGCAGCACUCAACAAGGCGGAGGAGCGUCAUGGUAACUUUGAGGAGCGACUGCGACAGAUGGAGGCGCAACUGGAGGAGAAGAACCAGGAGCUACAGAGAGCGAGGCAGAGGGAGAGGAUGAACGACGAACACAACAAGCGCCUCUCCGACACGGUGGACAAGCUGCUGUCUGAGUCCAACGAGAGGCUGCAGCUCCAUCUGAAGGAGAGGAUGGCCGCCCUGGAAGAAAAGAAUGCCCUAUCUGAGGAACUGUCUAACAUGAAGAAACUCCAGGAUGAUCUCUUAGCAAACAAGGACCAACUGAUAGCGGAGCUGGAAAGGCUUCAGCUGGAGUUGGAUCAGCUGAGAGCGAGACCCGGGGGCUCUUAUUCCAGUCGCUCUCUGCCAGGUAGCGCUCUGGAGUUGAGGUAUUCCCAUGGGGGCGGGUCCCUCCCAGCAGGUUCCACCACUCACCUGGAUACCUUCGGUAACGCCCCCGUCGGGGGCGUGGUCAGGCGGAGUCACCGGGCCCGCUGGAGCUCUGCCAGAGAGGACUCUACCAAAUACCCAGACUGGGAGAGUGGGGGCCUGCUGGGGACCGGGUUCGAGCCUGGAGUGGACGUGGGCUGCUCCGACGAUGAGGACGACGGGGAGCCUCGGUUCGGCUCCGAGCUGCUGUCCCCCAGUGGACAAACGGACGUGCAGACCCUGGCCAACAUGCUGCAGGAACAGCUGGAGGCCAUCAAUAAGGAGAUCAAACUGAUCCAGGAGGAGAAGGAGAACACGGAGUUGCGGGCCGAGGAGAUCGAGAGCCGGGUCAGCGUGGCUUUGGACAGUCCACCCAUACCUCCGACCUCCCUGGGGAGAGACAGCACAGGGCGGGGUUUCAUCCCCUCGUCCAUCACAUCCUCCACCCUGGCCUCCCCUUCUCCCCCAAGCUCUGGACACUCCACCCCUCGCCUGCCUCACUCCCCAGCCCGCGAGACUGAUAGACAGAACAACAAAGAAGACGAUCGGUCCCUCGCUCUUCUUGACUCCACGCCUCCUCCCACUCCGCGUGCGCUGCGGUUGGACAGGAUGACCCUAACCCACCCCGGUGCGAUGCUCGACGACCCCCGGGAGUUUCGCAGUCUAUCGGCAGAUGGCAGCAGCUCCAACAGCAGCCAAGAUUCUCUUCACAAGUCCAGUAAGAAGAAAAGCAUCAAGUCUUCCAUCGGUCGGCUUUUUGGAAAGAAGGAGAAAGGGAGGAUGGGCCAGCCUGGGCGGGAUGGAUCCGCUUCUCUCGCAUCCACACCUUCUGAAGACCUGGCCUCUGGAGACCCCAUGGGGAUGAACAAGACUGGGACUCUGGGUCCAGCAGAUAAAGACCGUCGCAGCAAGAAGAAGCACGAGCUACUUGAAGAAGCAUGUCGCCAAGGACUUCCCUUUGCCUCUUGGGACGGACCCACUGUUGUAUCUUGGUUGGAGCUGUGGGUGGGAAUGCCGGCCUGGUACGUCGCAGCGUGUCGUGCGAACGUGAAGAGCGGCGCGAUCAUGGCCAACUUGUCGGACACAGAGAUCCAGAGGGAGAUCGGCAUCAGCAACCCGCUGCACCGCCUCAAACUGCGCCUGGCCAUCCAGGAGAUGGUGUCCCUCACCAGCCCGUCUGCCCCGGCCAGCACUCGCUCUUCGACCAGUAACGUGUGGAUGACCCAUGCAGAGAUGGAGUCUCUGAACGCUGCCAUCAAGCCACCGGCCAUAGUGUUGAGCAUCUUCUUCUCUCCCUCUGGUUGCUGUUUCAGUGUGAACUGCUUCCAACUAAUUACCCAUUCACUAACACACUAUUCCUCCCUUUUGUCCUCUUUUCCUGCUGCUGCUGCUGCUGCUGCUGCUGCUGCUCCCUCCUCCUCUCUUUUUCUCCAUCCGUCCACCCUGCUCUUGACCCUUUCUCCCCUUUCCCUCGCCACCUCCACAUCACUCUAUCUGGCUCUGUCUCUCUCUGUCUGCCUUUCUCUUCUAUCGGCACUCCAGGAGCUGAAAGAGUUCAGCUGGGAUCAGAUACUGGCCUACGGUGAUAUGAAUCAUGAGUGGGUGGGCAACGACUGGCUGCCCAGCCUCGGCCUGCCACAGUAUCGCAGCUACUUCAUGGAGUCUCUGGUGGAUGCCCGCAUGUUGGACCACCUGACCAAGAAGGAGCUGAGAGGACAGCUCAAAAUGGUGGACAGCUUCCACAGGGUCAGUUUGCAUUACGGCAUCAUGUGCCUGAAGCGCCUGAAUUACGAUCGCAAGGAGCUGGAAAGGAGGAGAGAGGAGAGCGCCCACCAGAACAAAGAUGUGAUGGUGUGGUCCAAUGAGCGAGUGAUGUGCUGGGUGCAGACACUCGGCCUGAAGGAGUACGCCGACAACCUCCGUGAGAGCGGCGUCCACGGGGCUCUGCUGGCUUUAGACGACACCUUUGACUACACUGACCUGGCCCUGCUGCUGCAGAUCCCCAAUCAGAACACACAGGCCAGACAGCUCCUGGAGCAAGAGUACAACUCCCUCAUCUCCAUGGGAACUGAGAGACGACCUGAUGAGGAUGGAACUAAGACGUUCAGCCGCUCGCCCUCCUGGAGGAAGAUGUUUAGGGAGAAAGAUCUACGGGGCGUGACCUCUGACUCUGCCGAGACCCUGCCUGCUAACUUCCGUGCCUCAGCCAUCUCCACGCCCUCCGUCACCCUGAGAAAGGUUCAGAGUGAAGCCAGCUCUGGUGCCCGGGGUGAAUCUGCCUCAGUGAGGACGUACUCCUGUUGAGGGGCUGAGGGCGCUGACUGGAUCGGGCCUGGAUUGACCCUCUCGCUCGUCCACGGAGAAAAAAAGCAAUGAAUAUAACCAUUUAACCUAAAAAUAAACCUAUCGGUCUGACCAUUCUGCAAUAACAGAAGAAAAGGAAUAAAGGGGAAAAUGACAUGAAGAAUGUAUGAAUGUAUUUUCCGACCAGACUAGGAAGGUUGAAUGGGAUCGGCUGUUUUCUCUCUCUGUCUCUCUCUUCCUGUCAUUCUGUCUUUGCUCUUUCUCUCUCGGCGUGACUGUGCUAUGGGGUUAAUAAAGGACAACGACGGUGUUGGUUAGGUUCGGGCCGGUCUCUUUCAUUCCUGUCGGUGUCUGCACAUAGUCAGCAGGGUUGGCAAUAUCAGGGCUUAUUUUCCUACAUUUAGAGGAAACAACUUGCUGCCACUUAUCUCUUAGAGUAUGAAAACAGCUAAACAUGUCGCCUUACAACUGCUGCUCAACAACAGGUGUUUGUAUUUAGAGUCGGGGCAGGAAUUAACCUCACCGUAAAGUUUGGAUUUCAAAAGCAAGAGGACCGAGAGGAUGUUUAAACUGUAAAACCAUUGGGGGAAAUGUCUAGAUGGACAUAGCCGUGUUACAACUCUAAACAACACCGCUGUUCUCCUUUCUGCUCAUGACGUGGCCGGUGUCCAGUGUCAGCCGUGGUGGCUCUAUUGUUGGCCUCCAUGGUCCCGUCAGGAGUGUUUGAGAGUCCCCAGUUGGUCGGAGCGGUGUAAUAAAACAUGUCUGAAUCCAGACCACCAUUUGACUCCGACCACAUCAGAGGGACCCUCCUCAAGCUUUCUCUAAUUGCACAUUGAAAGCCGAUAGGCUGAGUAAUUUCUUUUGAAGGGAGCCCAUUAUAGAGAUGAAAGGCACAGGGGCGGAUGGGACAGGGUGGAGCGAGGCCACAGAGGCAUUGUGCCCAGUGAUUUCAUGAUGCCACUGGCAGGUAAAUUAAAAGCUAGUGUUGGUGCCAAUUUCUAAAAAGGCGUUCUUUACGAGGGGUUUAUACGUUAUUAACGUUCGUCUUUAUCAAUGUUUGAGGGGCACGGUGCGGAUUUUUCACAUGGGGUUCAGUUGACUCGUCAUGAAGGGCACUGCUCGGUCUGUGAAAACGGUCGUACCAUGUCGUCUGUGGUUCUGUCGGCUGGGAAGUUUGAAAAAAUAACCCUCAUGAAGUCGCAGUGGCGUCAUCCGGGUUUGUCUCGCUUUGAGCGUGAGGCGUAAAAUGUUCAACAUAGAUCAUAGCUAGAAAUAGGUGCGCAUUUAGAGAGAGAGAGAGAGAGAGAGAGUUUAAUAAAAGAAGCUGUUGAGUUGCAUCAUGGGAAAUGUAGGAGGUUGGGACCAUACUAGAGACUAGAAAGGCAGGAUAUCUCUGCUUCAGCUGCUUCAGUUUUGACCAUUCCUUUCCAAAUCUGUCUCUUGUUAGACAGAGGUGUCUUAACUUUAUCGAAGUGCAAUACUGAAUUGCUUGAGUGCGCAUUUAAUGUAUAUCACACAUUAAUGCUUUAUUGAUACGUAAAGAGCUACUGAGGUUCGGGAAGCCAAAUUGUGACAAAUCCAAUUGGAUUGAAAUUGGUAAAAAAAAAUUGGUCAGACGAAACUAAUAAUUAACAUUUAUAACUGGAGACUGGGUGACUUAGUAGAAAGUACAUCAUUUAAUUUCACUUUUUAGCCACGGCAUGUCUCUAGGGAUGGCAGUGUCGGUUGUUCUACCACUUUGGUCCGGUCUGAAAUACCUCAAGAAUUGGAUGGAUUUCCAUGAAAUUUGUUUGACACGUUCAUGGUCCCCUGAGGAUGAUUUGUAAUAACUUUGGGGGACCCACUGACCGUUCAUCUAGCACCAUCAUGAGGUUAAAUUUUCAGACUGUUCUGAAACUUUGGUUUUGGUCGACGAUGCUAACAUUAACAUGCUAGCUGCACGAAGCCACUAGCAUGGCUGGAGAAUCUUAGUCUCAUCAACGAGCCAUUAGGUCUACGGUCAGAAAUGUUAGAAAGUCAUUAGUAAAUGGUUCUUCCACUGUGAUAAUCCAUCCUGGCCGGACUUUAAAAUGUUAAUAAGUUAAUAAAAAUUGAUAUGGGUCCAAAUUAGUUUCUAAAUGAAUUAAAGAUCUAGCUUAAAAGAUGACGCAAGUUAUUCUGUAGGUGAAUAUUCACCAGUAAAAUGGCUUUUUCACAACUUGGCAACCCAAAGGUUCUACAGUACAGUAGUUUAGUACAUGAAUCAAAUAUGGAUUAAUUUACAAAAUCCCAUUAAUUAAAAACUAUAUACCCUUUGCAAAGUAUGUCUUACCGGAAAGCGGUAUCAAGUUUUAAAUAUAUUAAGAAAGAAACGUCUUUGAAGUCAGACUCAAAGUGGAACUCCUCACUAGCCCUCAACAAUGUCGCUCUGUGGUUUAUGACCUGUAAUCAUCAGCUCAGGGUCUUGGGUAAUCCUGAUGAUGGGAGAGGCGACAGAGAGACAAAAAAGCAACUCAAAGGGAGGAUAGAAGAAAAAAACAAAACAAAAAACAGGAUGGACAGAAGCUGGUCAUUUUAUUGCACACACAAGCCAUAACAGAA